Messenger RNA from Acanthosepion pharaonis, 717 nucleotides. NCBI's taxonomy places the organism in Eukaryota, Metazoa, Mollusca, Cephalopoda, Sepiida, Sepiidae. The record is from the annotation of a GenBank genome assembly.
AUGAUCUUCUGUAUAGUCAAAAGAAAGAUAUUCCACGUAGAUAAUUGGGCCUGCAAAGUAUUACUAUUCCCUGUGCAAGAAGAUGUCAGACUCAAUAAAUAUCUAUUUAUCUAUAUCAAUCUAUCUAUCUAUCUAUCAUUAGUAUCUACCUAUCAUUCAUUCAUUACCUAUCUAUGUAUCUAUCUAUCCAUCUGUCAUUCACUUCUAGUAUCUAUCUAUCUAUCUAUCUAUCUACUAUUCAUUCAUUAUCAAUCUAUCAUUCACCUAUCUAUCUAUCUAUCUAUCUAUUCAUUCAUUAUCUAUCAUUCACUUAUCUAUCAUUCACUUAGUAUCUAUCUAUCUAUCUAUCUAUCUAUUAUUCAUUCAUUACCAAUCUAUCAUUCACCUAUCUAUCUAUCUAUCUAUCUAUCUAUUAUUCAUUCAUUAUCUAUCUAUCUAUCUAUCUAUCUAUCUAUCUAUUCAUUCAUUAUCUAUCAUUCACCUAUCUAUCUAUCUAUCUAUCUAUCUACUAUUCAUUCAUUAUCUAUCAUUCACCUAUCUAUCUAUCUAUCUAUCUAUCUAUCUAUCUAUCUAUCAUUAUCUAUCAUUCACCUAUCUAUCUAUCUAUCUAUCUAUCUAUCUAUCUAUCUGUCUAUCACUUAUUAUCUAUCUAUCUAUGCGAAUUUCCUGUAUUUUAACCCUCGCCCACACCAAGCCAAAAUCGUAUUAUACUUAUGA